UGAAGUAUGAUGAUGGGAGAGGGAGCGCUUGUGACGGACGGAGGAGGAAGACGAUGCAUCUGAGCGAGAACGAGGGCAUCGAGGGGAACACCUUCGUGGUGACGGGUGGGCAGGGCUUCGUCGGGGCGGCUCUCUGCCUUGAGCUCGCCCGCCGCGGCGCCGCCGAGGUCCGAUCCCUCGACCUCCGCGCCUCCUCCCCCUGGUCCGCCGAUCUCCGUAAUGCCCGCGUCCGCUGCAUCCAAGGGGAUGUGAAUAAGAAAAAAGAUAUUGAAAAGGCUUUGUGGGGUGCGAAUUGUGUUUUCCAUCUUGCUUCAUAUGGAAUGUCUGGGAAAGAAAUGCUCCAAGCCGGGCGCGCUUUUGAAGUUAACAUAAAUGGAACCUGCAACAUACUGGACGUAUGCCAUGAGUUUGGUAUCAAGAGGCUAGUUUAUGUCAGUACAUACAAUGUUAUAUUUGGAGGAAAGGAGAUCAUGAAUGGGAAUGAAUCGUUACCAUAUUUUUCACUUGAUGAGCAUGUUGAUCCAUAUGGUCGAAGUAAAUCUAUAGCAGAACAGCUGGUUCUUAAAAGUAAUGGACGCCCCUCCAAGAAAAAAAACAGUAUUCGUCUUUAUACUUGUGCAAUUCGUUCUGCUGCUAUUUAUGGACCUGGUGAAGAGAGACAUUUUCCAAGAAUUCUUUCCCUUGCAAAGUUGGGGUUAGCUUUGUUCAAAGUAGGUAGUCCUAAUGUGAAGACAGAUUGGGUUUAUGUGGACAAUUUAGUUCACGCUCUGAUAUUGGCAAGCAUGGGACUUUUGGAUGACAUCCCUGGCAGAGAAGGGCAUGUUGUGGCUGCUGGGCAACCCUAUUUCAUAUCUGAUGGCUCACCUGUUAAUACAUUUGAAUUUAUCAUCAAGCCUUUAUUGCGGAGUUUGGAUUAUGUCAUGCCAAGAAUGACACUGGAUGUCCAUCAUGCAUUGUUUAUGGCUCGAUUUUUCUGGGUCAUCUAUACACUUUUAUAUCCAUGGCUCAACCAUAGAUGGCUUCCCCAGCCUCUGCUUCUUCCAGCUGAGGUUCACAAGGUUGGUGUGACUCAUUACUUCUCUAUACUGAAAGCGAGGCAAGAGCUAGGCUACAUACCAAUUGUGAGUCCAGACGAGGGCAUGAAGGCCAUGAUUGCAUAUUGGCAAGAUAGGAAAAGAAAAGAACUGGACGGCCCAACCAUCUAUGUAUGGAUCUUUGUCGUCAUCGGGAUGGCUACGCUGUUUUCUGCGGCUUUCCUACCUCCCAUUGGACCAUUAGCCUGGACACAAGCGCUUGGUCUUUUCUUCUUCAGAUCCUUGUGGAUAGUUAGACUUGUGUUCAUUGUAUCAGUAGCUUUGCAUGUUGGCGAAGGGCUUUAUGCAUUGCACCUGUCGAGCAAAGUCGAUCCUGCAAAUUCCAAAGGGUGGUUUUGGCAAACUGUUUGUCUUGGUUUUUUCUCAAUGAGGUUUUUGUUGAAGAGAGCACAGAAUUGAAUUUGCUGCCUCUCUUUGUUAAGGUUGCCCAUUUAAUAAAUGAACACAACUCUCAUAAGGUUGAAACAGAACUUGCAAGGUCUUUGUAUACUACUCAAAGAGUCGCUUAUCGCCAUAUGCGAAAUUUGAAUCUGUAUAAUAGCUCUAUUAAGACAUGGGAGAAUUUUACCUUAAUAGUUUAUAGUUACAA
Molecule: messenger RNA, 1683 nt
Organism: Zingiber officinale
Lineage: Eukaryota; Viridiplantae; Streptophyta; Magnoliopsida; Zingiberales; Zingiberaceae
Product: short-chain dehydrogenase/reductase family 42E member 1-like
Exons: 5
Coding region: 54-1493 (479 amino acids)
Biological process (GO): steroid biosynthetic process
Molecular function (GO): 3-beta-hydroxy-Delta5-steroid dehydrogenase (NAD+) activity
Source: RefSeq, a predicted model, not a curated record